This is a messenger RNA of Chelmon rostratus (copperband butterflyfish), 3439 nucleotides long. It is a transcript of the gene p3h2, whose product is annotated as prolyl 3-hydroxylase 2. Gene Ontology annotation, molecular function: iron ion binding; procollagen-proline 3-dioxygenase activity; L-ascorbic acid binding. Gene Ontology annotation, cellular component: endoplasmic reticulum. Lineage: Eukaryota; Metazoa; Chordata; Actinopteri; Chaetodontiformes; Chaetodontidae. The coding region runs from base 150 to 2195 and encodes 681 amino acids. Gene Ontology annotation, biological process: collagen metabolic process. The transcript has 15 exons. The record is from RefSeq and is a predicted model, not a curated record.
AGCCACUUUAUUUCCGCCCCGGGUCCGGUGCCGUCCUGAACAUCUCUGCGAGGAGCUUUAAAUGGACUCUACAGCGAGGCUGAGCUGACUGACAGCCGCUCCGUCUGCUCCCCGCCCGCCGCUCCUCGCCGACCGAACCGAAGCAGAGGAUGGAUGGAAACUUUUCACCGGCUGCCGUCUCGUCGAUCGUCCUGCUCGCCGUUGCGUUGUCGACCUCUGCAGCUUUCCUGGAGCCUUACGACCUUCUGUACGACAACGCGGUGCAGGCGUUUUACAACAGCGACUAUAAUGAUGUGGUGCGCUACAUGGAGGGAGCGCUCAGCAGCCACGCAGAAGCCCGCCGAACCAGAGUCCGGUGCCGGCUGAGGUGCCAGGACCAGCAUCCGUUCGAUGAGACCUUCUCGGACCUGCGCUUCUCGGACGUGGUCCUCCGGAGAGCGGCGUGCAUGAACAGAUGCAUCGAGGAGAAACUUGGCUCGCAGUCUCUGCAUAAAGUCAGCGAGGAUGUAGUGCAGGACUUCAACCGGAGGAUCCCCUACAACUAUCUUCAGCUUGCUUAUCAGAAGCUGAAGCAGCCCGACAAGGCAGCGGCAGCAGCUCACACAUACUUCCAGGCCAACCCAGAACAUGUGGAGAUGGGUCAGAACCUGGAGCAGUACAAAGACCUGGAGGGCGUUAAGGAGGACCACUUUGUGGACCGAGAAGCCCGGCCUCACCAGCGCUCCUUCACCGCAGCCGUGAGGUUGUACGAGAAAAGCGACUACGAGGGGGCCAUCGCUCAUUUUGAGGAGGCUCUGGUGGAGUACUUCAAGGCGGACGUGGCGUGUCGGGCGCUGUGUCAAUGGCCGCAGAGGUUUGAGGGCUACGACUACCUCCGCUACCGUUACAGCCUCCAUGAAGUCAUAUCAGAUCACUUCACUCAGGUGCUGCACUGUGAACACGAGUGCGUUCGAGACCUCGCCACCCGGCCGGGCCGCCUCUCGCCCAUGGAGAACUACCUGCCUCUGCACUACGACUACCUGCAGUUUGCCUACUUCCAGGUGGACAGGCUGGAGGAGGCACUUCAGUGUGCCCUGACCUAUCUGUUAUUCCACGAGGGAGAUGAGUUCAUCAUGGACAACGUGGAUUACUACAGAGAGGAGCUGGGCCACGAUGGCGGGCCAAGAGAGGAGGCUGCAUGGUACCUGCGGAGGCACAAACAGGAACUGGAGCUCCUUCUGAUUGGCAGUAAAACCAUGGGUGUGGAAUUCAUAGAAGGGAACUACUGGAGCAGCACAGGUGGAAGAGAUGACUCAAACAGGAUUCCCUCCGGUACAGACGGCUGGAUGGAGUACGUUCCCAUCUCAGAGAAGAAGAACGUGUCUAUUGCUGCUCCACAGCAGCUCAGAGAAGGUGGCCCCUUGGUGUAUGACAGCGUGCGGCUGGUGCAGAACUCUGCAGCCCUGAACGGGAGCCAGCGGGUGCUGCUGGAUCAUGUUAUAUCUGAGGAGGAGUGUUCAGACCUCAGACACCUGGCGCAUGCUGUUACCAUGGCAGGAGAUGGCUACAGGGGGAGGAUGUCUCCACACACUCCCAAUGAGAAGUUCGAAGGAGCCACUGUACUCAAAACGCUGCAGUACGGCUACGAGGGCAGAGUGCCGAUGAGGAGCGCUCGGCUGUUCUACGAUAUCAGCGAGCGAGCGAGACGGAUUAUCGAGUCUUACUUCCUGCUCAACUCCACCCUGCACUUCUCCUACACACACCUGGUGUGCCGGACAGCCAUCACAGGCCAGCAAGAUCACAGGAAUGACCUGAGCCAUCCCAUCCACGCUGACAACUGUCUGCUGGACCCCGAGGCCAAUGAGUGCUGGAAAGAACCACCAGCAUACACCUACAGAGACUACAGUGCACUGUUGUAUCUAAACGGAGAUUUUGAAGGAGGGGAGUUCAUAUUCACAGAAAUGGAUGCCAAAACGGUCACGGCAUCAGUGAAGCCUAAGUGUGGCAGGAUGGUGGGUUUCUCCUCAGGAGGGGAGAAUCCACACGGUGUGAAGGCCGUCACCAGUGGGCAGAGGUGUGCUGUCGCUCUGUGGUUCACCCUGGACCCGCUCUUCAGAGAACUGGAGAGGCUGCAGGCGGAUGAGGUGAUCCAGGCGCUGGACACGCAGUCAGUGUGGGGUCAGGGUCUCAACAUCAACCCUAAAGAUGAACUGUAGACGCAGAAAAACAGCUUCACCCCAUCCCCGUCUAUCAAAUCCUGCAAUAUAUUUGAACUAUUUAUUGAAUUGACCUUUGGAUCAGAACAUGUCUAUUUUUGUACUGUUUGAAGUGCAAGAUUAAUAAUAUUGACAUUUUUGUGUUGUCAGUCAUAUGUUUUUUUCAUUUUUUUCUACACACCAGUACUUGAGUUUACCUUUGGUUCUUUGUCUUUCCAUCCAGUGACCACCUCUAGUAGAGAAAAUGUCCAUUUCACUUUGUUUUCUUGUUCCUGGUGAGUCGGCAAAGUCUCACGUUUCGUACCUGUAGCCUCACUGAACUGUGAAGAAGCCAAAGAGAAAAAUGGGGGUCGACUUUUUCUUUUGUGCUUUGAGUUGUUCUUGUUCUGGACGACAUAUUCAGUUUAUUCAAAUACACUAUGUACAAAUAUGAAAAAACACCUUAAUUUCAGUGGUCAGUAGUUAUAAGAUGUUAGAUUCACAGUCUACUGUUACAUAUGCUAUUACUAACAUUGCGUUACUCAAUAAUGUUUUUUUUAAUUCCAGUGCCAGUAAUAAUUAUUUUCCACGUAGCCCACGCACUGUGUUUCUAAUCUGGGUAUCUGAUCUUCAAACAGCGCUCAUACAAAGACUUUCACAGAGUCCUAAUAUGCUGAAUACUUCACGCUCGUGCACUCUGUCCUCCUCUUCCGUCACUACUUCGCUCCACUUUUCCUCUUGCUGUCGGUGUGAUGAAUCACUCCGAUCCUUCCUGGGCGCACGGAGCAGAAUACUGGUUUACAUGUUUGCUGACAUGAGGACAUGGUGUAUGUGUUCAUGGUUUACUUUUAUUUAUGUGUUUUUAAUAACGGACAGCUGUUGUAACUGUCGGCAUUUAAUAUGAGGAACUUUUAUUCAGAAAAGAUGUCAAUCGUUCCUGUUUCAAGGAAUACAUAUUUUUUCGGUCUUUUACGUCUUUAUAUUUGUGUUGAUGAUACAGAUGAUAGGCCGAGUCGUGCACUGUAAAUCCAAUGGAGAGCAACAUACGAAGAGUAGCUUUGUUUUUUGUUUUUGUUCUUUUGAGAUAGAUUCAAACUGCUAACCAGAAACUGCUAACCAGAAUCCUUUAUGAGGUUGGCCACUGAGUUUCACUGAUAUUUAAUUCUGAAAUGCUGUAACACAAAAAUGUCUGUGUACAUGCCUAUAAAUUAAAAAAACAAUGUCCCAUAUCUAUAUUUAGUUGUGAGCUUUUCUUUUAUUAAUUC